This is a messenger RNA of Aspergillus calidoustus, 3120 nucleotides long. Lineage: Eukaryota; Fungi; Ascomycota; Eurotiomycetes; Eurotiales; Aspergillaceae. The record is from the annotation of a GenBank genome assembly.
AUGGCUUCCAACGAGGAACGGUCUCCAGGCCCUAAGAUUGGCGAAUACCCCUCCGACCACGAUAGCCUCGAAGUCCCUGCAGUGACCACUUCCGACCCUUCCUCGCUUUCCAGCGCAGUCAAAGCGCGAAAAGACGAAUAUACCCGCCAUCAGACUGUCCAUGUCAAGGUUGGCACUUGGAAUGUGGCUGCGAUCGCUGGAACUGAGAAAGAUGUUGGGAAGUGGUUUGUACAACGGAGGGGAGUGUACGGGCAGCUCUCCGGGUCGUACCCUGCAGGAUCUCAGAGAGAUGAAGGGCCAGAGCCUUCAAUUACUGAAGGUGGUGCCUCGUCUAUCGAGCUUCCACCAGAUCAGGUUGGUCUUUACGUUCUGGGGCUCCAAGAAAUCGUGGAUCUUUCUUCGCCCACGGAGGCACUAAGACCGUACACGGACCCAGCCCCAGCAAAAAGGUGGAAAGAAGCUGUCGAAGCAGCUCUACCCCCGGGAUACAAAUUGGUUGCCGAAAUUCAGCUUGUUGGACUGUUACAAUUAAUAUACGCUGCCCCGUCGAUUGCCGAUAGUGUGUCGGCAGUUAGUAAUACCAGUGUAGGCACAGGUCUGCUGGGUUAUAUGGGCAACAAAGGCGCUGUGGCGACGCGCCUGCUCCUCGGCGAGACUACGUGCAUGAUCUUUGUCAACUGCCAUCUGGCUGCAGGUUCGGACAAGGCGAGCCUGGACCGACGAAAUUGGGAUGCGUCGCAGAUUGUUGGUCGUGCAAAGUUUGACUCUAUUGACCCAGAUUACACACUUCGAGACGAGCUUUCUGAAAGCAUUGGAGAUGAGGAUUUCGCAUUCUGGUUUGGCGAUUUAAAUUAUCGCUUAGAGGAUAUUCCCGGAGAUGAUGUCCGGCAGGUCCUUGCUCGACACACAGAAAACGAAUACGACAAGCGCCAUCAACGGUUUGCCGAGGUCAAUGGUGCAGUUUCUUCCCCGCGUGUCGCGAAUGAAGAUGCACGAAGCCAGUCGCCCGUUUCGGAGGAACUCCCAAACAAGGUGCAAUCGCUCGACCUUGAGGACUUGGAUCCUCACCAGGAUCCAGCCUCCCUUCAGACCACGAUUUCGUCUCUGUUUCCUCAUGACCAGCUGCGGAUGCAGCAAGACAAGCAGAAAGCCUUCCAUGAAGGAUGGCGGGAAGGCCAAAUAUCGUUUCUGCCCACUUAUAAGUACGAUGUCGGUAGUGUGGCCAGGUUUGAUUCGAGUGAGAAGCACAGGGGGCCGAGUUGGUGCGAUCGAAUUCUGUACAGGUCACGUCGGGAUAAGCAGAGGCACGAGCGUCUGGUAAAGGAAGCCGCUGAAGCUAGAAAGCGAGACGAAGAAAUGAAAGCUAGGGGACUGGAGAGUGCCGCGGCAGAUGACAGCGUCCUCUUCGACUAUGAUCCUGACGUCGAUGGGGUGGAGAGUGGGGACGAGUACGACCCUGAUGAAGAUGAAGCCAACAAGGAUGCGCCACCUGAUUUGGAUGCUGAAAGAGACGAUGGAAUACGACUGGACUACUAUCUUUCGCACCAGGGCGUUCUUUCUUCUGACCACAAACCGCUGGUAGCUGGCUUUACGCUAGAACUCAAGUGCGUCGACCCUCAACUCAAAGCUCAGGUGCACCAGGAAGUCGUUAGAGAGCUAGAUAAAGCUGAGAAUGAGUCUCGGCCUGGUCUUACUGUCGUGGUGGACAAUCACGGCCACGAGACAUCUAAGCGGUCCGAAACAGAUCCAAACGAUGUGGAUUUUGGGGCCAUAAAACUGAACGUCCCUGUUAGCCGGUCAGUCACUGUUGCAAACACUAGUGGGGUGUCAGCCACAUUCUCGAUUCAGAAACCGGAGCGCGGUGCUGAGACACCAUCCUGGCUUGAGUUUAGAGUUGAGCCGCCGCACCAUGAUGAAUCUGGUGACCACAAACCGGAAUUACGUGAGUGUACACUCUUGCCGGGGGACAUUGCCAUGGUUGAAAUUACAGUCUGCGUGCGGGAUAUCGAUUUCGUUCGUCUUCUGAACGACGGACAGGUCAAGCUCGAAGAAAUCUUGGUUCUUCGGGUAAAGGAUGGCAAAGAUCAUUUCAUUUCUGCUUACGGAGAAUGGCUGCCAACAGCUUUUGGUCGUAGCUUGGAGGAGCUCACACACAUUCCCGAGGCUGGGGCUCGGAGUUUGACGAAAAAGCCAGCAAACAGCCACGAAGAUGAACACAGGGUCCCCAUAUCAGCUCCCAGAGAACUGUUUAAGCUAACAGAGGCAAUAUCCGAGCUCACCGAACGUGCUGUUGCUGAAUGGGACAUGGUAAAGGGGGAAACAGAAGAUAAGGCUCCGUGGGAAAGAGAGCCACAUGGAGCCGCCUGGCCUUUCGGACCUGAAACAUGGACUUUAAAGGAUAAGGAAGCGCGAUCGCCCCUUUUGGCGCAGGCUCGCGACGCUCUGGAUACGAAUACAGACUUUAGCAAAGUAUUUGCACCAGAGGUCUCUUCUAUGCAUCGCCUGGAAGUCUUGAGUGAGACCCUUGUUUCAUUCCUGCGGUCUUUGAAGGAUGGGGUCAUAUCGGCCUCUCUCUGGCAGGAUCUGGAUCAACAAAUCCAAACACGAGAGAAGGCCAGGCUGCCUCCGCGGUCUUGGGAGGAUUCCCAAGCAUGGGUACUGGAGAACCUUGCAUACUCGCCAGCCCACAGCGUCUCCUUCACAUUCGUGACAUUCAUGCUGGCGCGGAUUGCCAAUGAAAUCGCACCUGUUCCAUCCAAACCCCCACCACCCACUAACGAACCGAAAGAUACCUCUCGCGACUCGAAAGACGGACUGUCAUCGCCCAGUUCCCCAGGAUCAGCAGCAUCCUUCAUAUCAGGAGGAAGCUUCCGCCGCAAACCAGUACCCUCUCCACCUUCGGCCCAAGACACAACCAUAACAACAAUGAACCAACGACGGCAAGCCGUCGAAACCGCCCUAGCCACGUUCUUCUCAUCAGUUCUCAUAUCUACGCAAGUUCCUGUCCCUUCCAAAGAUAGAGAAAGACGAGCCCUUGAGGAGCGCAAGCGCAGCAUCAUCGAGCCAUUCCUCAAGGCGAUUGGCGUAGAUAAUAAUGGGCCGUCAGGUGGCGCGCCGUGA